Molecule: messenger RNA, 1951 nt
Organism: Harpegnathos saltator (Jerdon's jumping ant)
Lineage: Eukaryota; Metazoa; Arthropoda; Insecta; Hymenoptera; Formicidae
Product: cell division cycle protein 123 homolog
Exons: 6
Coding region: 211-1191 (326 amino acids)
Cellular component (GO): cytoplasm
Source: RefSeq, a predicted model, not a curated record
CGCAUUGUUUCACGUUUUAUCAUCGAUAACAUAACAUAACCUUCAAUGCGCCACUGAUUUAACCUUCGACAGUUCUCUAUCAGAGAAACUCUUUUCCCGGUGACGAGCAAUAAAGUUAACUCUCGGAACCUUCUUCUAUGCGUAAAAACAAAUCGACCGAGUAUAUUUUUGUUAUAUUUACAGCAAAUAUAAGGUACAGAGUUUAGAAACAUGGUUAGCGGUUUGAAAUCGGCAUGUUCCUUUUCCUGUUGGUACCCAAUAUUCAAAGAAGAUUCCUUGAAGGCUACGAUUCUUCAUGUUCCCGAUGAUAUUUUGAAAUAUUUGGAACACGACAAGUUCAUGUUGCCGCUCGAGACGACGAGAUCAUCGCUAAAAGACUCUGAAUGGAGUGAUGGUUCACCGGUAACCAGUGAGAAUGAGAUGAUGGACUGUCAACCGACAUUUCCCAUAUUCAGUCAAAAAAUACAAGAUAUAUUAGAUGAAUAUGAAGCGAUAUUCAUCAAGAGCAACUGGAGUUCACCUAUGGAUGCAAUGUGGAUUGUUCCGACGAGGACUCUCAAAUGUAAGACAUUAGAAGAAGUCUAUUUGCUACUGAAGAGUUCCGACAGGAUUGCCAAGGACUUGAACACUGCAAGGACUCUGCAAGAUCACAAGAAUCCCCUAUCAUUCUACUUGGUGCUGAAGCAAUGGCAAGAUAUCGACCCAUGUACAGAAUUCCGCUGCUUCGUCGUGGACAAUGAGCUGAUUGCUAUAAGUCAAAGAGACAUAUCGCAGUACCACAAGUCCUAUGAGUCAGAAAAAUAUAGUAUACAGACAGACAUCGAGAGUUUCUUUUUGGAGCGCAUUAAAGGCAGAUUUCCGCUGCGUAACUAUUCCAUCGACGUCGUUCGACGUGAGGAUCGCGUGAAAAUUGUGGACUUCGGGCCGAUCGACGAAGCGUCCACGGAGCAAACGCUUUUCACAUACCAGGAGUUACAAGAACAUACGAACGGCACACCGGAAUUUCGAUUCAUCGGGGAAAAAGUGGGCAUUCAACCGAAGAUGUCCACGCACUUUUGCAUUCCGCAAGAGAUCGGCGAGUUCUUCCGGUCAGGCGACAACGUGUCAUUGUUGAAUAUUAUUCAGAGGGAAGUGGAAAGUCAACGGAAAGAGGCUGAGGGCGAAGGCGCCGAUGCUUCGGAAAGUACUUGAUGCACGCGCCGCGGUGAGAAACGUUUCUCAAGAUGCGUAUAAGUAGCGCAGCCGGGGCUCUCUUACACACAGGCAUAUAUAUAUAUAUAUUUACGGCGAAUUCAAGUGAAACGAAGGAAUGUAAAUUCUCGCGUCAACGCACGAUUGCGUUAUCCACUCCGAGAAAUCUGAUACUUGCAGGAGCGAUGGGCUAAUAGAUGUACGCUCGGUUAUACACGGCGAAUUGCAUUCUACUCGUUAAUCACUAUAUAUUACAGUUCAUCUCUCCGUCGCAUUAUGGAAGUCGCAUUAUGAAAUCGAAGCCAAUUACACCGGCGAAUGAUGGGACGAUUAAUCGAACUUGUUCAAGCUACCUUUAUAUAAUCAGACUUUUUAACCCGAGACAUUCUCCUUCGCGUGAGAGGUCUCAAAUUUAAGUAAGAAAUUUACCUGCAACUUCCAGGAAUAUAUGGCAAACUUGUCCAAAGAUUUGAGCUAAUGGAUGAUGUGUGUGUGUGUACGUGUAUGUUGUGUGUGUGUGUGUGUGUGUGUGUGUGUAUGUGUCGUGUGCGCAUGUGAAUGAACGUACACCGACAGAAUGUUUAAAUACAGAACUUUCACUUUUAUUCUGCCAGAUCCUUUUUCUAUCAUUACAUUACAUAAAACGAUUAAAGGCUAUCCUAUCGCUUGAAAGAAUUAUCAUAAUAUUGCAGUAUUUUUUCGAGCCAUCGACCUUUACCGAGCGACGUCCCUUAUAUAGAAAAUAUGUCUUGUUUAUGUA